Molecule: messenger RNA, 1356 nt
Organism: Schistosoma turkestanicum
Lineage: Eukaryota; Metazoa; Platyhelminthes; Trematoda; Strigeidida; Schistosomatidae
Source: the annotation of a GenBank genome assembly
GUUUACCUUAUAUAUUGCGGAAGAUUAAAAUGCCAGUCCGGAAGGAUUGUAGCCGUGCACUCCAUAUCCUAACGAAGUACAAACAUCAACUAGAUGAAAACAGUGACAAGUCUUUCCGAAAUGCCAUUGAUAAAUUAAUUAAUACGUUAGAAAGUCAAUUAUUUUCAUCAUUAAUGGGUAUUAUUUAUCUAUUUUACGAUGGUUUUUAGAUGUUCUAGAAGUUUACGAAAUCAAUUUGACAGGAAACAAUAUAGAAUUUACCAGUGAACAGACAACGGAUUCUAGUACUGUUCAUCACAGUGGGUCAAAUUUUUCUCCUGAUAACCAAUCAUUAUUAAAGCCUAUGAGCCCUGAUCAAGUUUCAGUGAAAGGGGAAUGGGAAUAUCUGGAUAUCAUACUAAAGCGUGAUUCAACUGCAGUAGGUGGAUUUGGUUUUAGUAUUGCCGGAGGACUUGAUAAUCCUAUUACUGGUGUGGAUCAUGGAAUUUACGUCACAAGAAUAGCGCCUAAUGGAUGUGCAGAUAGAGAUGGUAAACUGAGGGUUGAUGAUCAAAUCCUAAGUGUCAAUGAUAUCAGUUUAGAGCAUGUUACAAAUAUGGAAGCAGUGAAGACAUUAAGACAAGCUGGUAAUCAACUACACUUAGUUGUGAGGCGAUUUGUUGGGAAUACCGGAAUAACAUCACCGGAUCGAAUGGUCGGACAACAUACUCCAUCCUAUCGUUCACCAGAAGUUUUGUCUGAUGCAGAAGACAGUGGUUCAACUCCAAUAUGGUAUGAAGUUCAACUCCGUAAACCACGUCCGAAUUGUGGACUAGGUUUCAGUAUUGCUGGUGGUCAAGAUGUUGAAAAUGAGAACUUCCCUUCAACUGGGAUAUUUAUUACACGCAUCAGUCCGGGUGGAUUAGCUGAUUUAGAUGGUCGUAUCAUGCCUGGUGAUCAGUUAAUGCAAGUGAAUGAAAUCGAUCUAAGUCGUGCUACUCAUGAAGAAGCUGUUCGAAUACUUCGUAAUGCAGGUGAUAUUGUGAAUUUAGUGUUAACACGUCAACAAGUAGAGAGUUUUGCUGACGAACGUGGUUCGUUCGAGCGGUCAGUAAACAAUGAAUCAACGCGUAAAUAUCAAAUAAGCAGUAAUCGAAAACUUUAUCAGUGAAUCAUUAAUGAAAUCCGUAAACAUUUUAUUUCGUAUAGUAUUUAUUACGUAAUCAUUUCUUUCUGCGCUAACACAGACUGUAAAUAGUUUUACCUAUAUGUGUAUGAAACAUUUUAUAUGCUAUUAUCAUUACAAAUAGAUUACCGCUUUUGUAAAUAAAAUAAAUGUGAAUUUUUUUCAACUAUAUACAAUUGUUCCUACCUUAA